UAGCAAUCGGCACGAACUUUCAAAGCAAGAUCUAAAUUAUUUUUCGAAUCAUUAAUAAAUACCCAAUUCCCAAUGAUUUCGAUUGCUCAGUGGCUGACUUCCUUUUCAGCCGGAGCUUUGGCCUCUGCACAGGCGAUUCGUUUUCUAAAAACCGCCAACGAGGGGGAGUCGCCCGCCAAAAUUUCAAACCAGCUGGAAACCGCGGCCAUCGACGGACUGCCCACCGAGCAACCGAAGAUCCUGGGCUCCGAGCGGAUCAGCAAUGUCCUGCAGCACGUGCUGAGCAGCGAGCGCAACGCGAGUGGCGUCUACUUGGACGCCAUGCACAACCGCAGUGCCAACAAGCAGGAGUACGCCCUGGGCUCCGAGUCGCUCAACCAAAUGCUGGAGGACAUCAUGACCCCCGCUGGGAGUGUGAGCAGCAGGUCCUUGUCCGUGGAGCCCGCCGUCGAUGCUUAGGAGCUGCCCCAAGCCACAAGCCGCAUGAAAUCACGAACCAAAUGAGCUUGUAAGAUAUAUAGGCUAACGUGGUCUAAAUUGCUUAUCUCCUCAUCCUUGCCAGUAAAAUGUAAUCCCACUUUAAA
Messenger RNA from Drosophila teissieri, 584 nucleotides. RefSeq lists its product as uncharacterized. NCBI's taxonomy places the organism in Eukaryota, Metazoa, Arthropoda, Insecta, Diptera, Drosophilidae. The record is from RefSeq and is a predicted model, not a curated record. The transcript is spliced from 2 exons. Bases 73 to 459 code for a protein of 128 amino acids.